GUUAUUAAUGGUUUGUCCCCAUAAAGCACUUCUAUCCAACAUGGCGCGGAUGAUGAAAGCUGGGAAGCUGAUCUCUGUAAUCGGCGAUGAAGACACCUGUACUGGGUUUCUACUGGGAGGUAUUGGGGAGAUGAACAAGGAAAGAAAACCCAACUUCCUGGUGGUGGAAAAAGACACCAGUGUGAGUGAAAUUGAGGAAACUUUCAAGAGUUUUGUGCAGAGAAGUGACAUUGCUGUCAUCCUGAUAAACCAAAAUAUAGCAGAGUUGAUCCGACAUGUGAUUGACGCUCACUCCAACCCCAUUCCUGCUGUUCUGGAGAUUCCAUCCAAAGACCAUCCGUAUGACGCCAGCAAGGAUUCCAUCCUCAGACGAGCAAAGGGUAUGUUCAACCCAGAUGACUUCCGGUGAAGAAUCUGCAGUCAUUCCUUUGAUGAUCUUAAAAAGAUUUUCACAGUCCCAGUUGUAAUGUUGUCCUAGUGGACCUUCUCUUGGAACCAUGGAUGUCAAGUAGUUACUCUAUAAUUCACUGUGUAGUCUAUAAAUAAAGUGUAACAGAAAUACGAUGUUCUACAAAACUGUUGUAGUGUCAUAGAAUGAAUGCUGAUGACAUAAUAUUCAAGUCUGUAGCUAGUAAAAGUUCAUGACAAUUCUAUAUUGAUGUACGCAUUUUACAAAAAAAACCCUUUUCUUUAAUAGCUGAAACUGUGAUACUUUGUGAAUGUUGUAUUUAAGUAUAUGUAUGAGGCAGUAAGUAUGAAUUGGAAAGUGUAGGAAAUGGUGAAUGUACUUGAUGGUAAGUAUAUGUAGUCUAUAUACAUACCUGUGUAAAUUCAAUUAUUUUUGCACAGGCUCAGUUGAAACAAUUCUGUAGUAAUACAUUGGAACACAUAUUUGCAGUGUUGUGAAUUCGUGUUGGAGAGGCUACCUCCAAAAUAAGACCACUGCAAAACAUUUCAAGAUAUACAGUAAACAGUAUGUAUGAUACACCCAUCAUGGAAAGGAAUCAAAAACCAUCAGACACAUUUGUGAUGUAGAUCAGGAAGUCUAUUAAACACAGGACCAAGCAAACACCC
This is a messenger RNA of Branchiostoma belcheri (Belcher's lancelet), 1074 nucleotides long. Its product is annotated as V-type proton ATPase subunit F-like. Bases 8 to 409 code for a protein of 133 amino acids. Gene Ontology annotation, molecular function: proton-transporting ATPase activity, rotational mechanism. Gene Ontology annotation, cellular component: proton-transporting V-type ATPase, V1 domain; membrane. The record is from RefSeq and is a predicted model, not a curated record. Lineage: Eukaryota; Metazoa; Chordata; Leptocardii; Amphioxiformes; Branchiostomatidae. The transcript has 5 exons. Gene Ontology annotation, biological process: proton transmembrane transport.